AUGUCAUUCCCACUUGUUCCUGAACAAUAUGAAAUUCUUCAUCAAGUAGGAAGGGGAAUGUAUUCUAACGUUUACGAAGCGAAAUGCCUUGCAAAUCAACAAACACUUUGUGUCAAAAUAAUUAAUCUCGAAGAUUUCCCAUACCCGUUAGAGAACAUUCAGAAACAAACUUCUAUGUGGUCGAAGAGCAGUGAUCCAAAUAUUGUUCAAUACUACGGCUCUUUUGUAACAGGAGCUCAAGUUUGGAUUUUGACUGAAUUUAUGGACGCAGGUUCACUUGAAGAUAUUCUUAAAUACGGAUAUCCAAGAGGCAUUAAGGAUGAAUUAGCAUGCGCCAAUAUUAUAAACGGAUUUCUAAAAGCACUUGAUUAUUUCCACAGAUGUCAUCAAAUUCAUAGAAAUGUGAAGAGCUGCAACGUAUUGUUGAAUAGUAAAGGAGAAGCCAAGCUCUCAGAUUUCGGAUUAGCGACUUCAUUGAUACAAGGAGGCGUUCGAAAACAAGCUUGUUUAUCAAUGUUCGGUGAUGCAUGUUAUAUGUCGCCAGAAAUCCUCAAGAAUGGUGAAGGAUAUACAUGCAAAUCCGAUAUCUGGAGUUUUGGACUUACAGUCAUAGAAAUCGCUACAGGAAAAAUGCCUUAUCAAGGAAUGAAGUUCAUGGAAUCUAUAGUUAAUAUUAUGGAGAAGGAGGCACCUGAACUACCAGCAGAGUUUUCAGCUCCAUUUAGAGACUUUGUCAAGAGAUGUUUGACAAUGGACCCUCAAAAGCGUGCAACAUCAGAAGAACUACUUAAUCAUCGCUUCCUUAAGAAUGCUGAUGAAGGACUUCAAAAUACUCUCGGUAUUAUCAAUUUAUUACCUCCAUUACACGAAAGAUACGAAAAAUCGAAGCCAGGCGAAUCUCUUACACAACAACAACCGCAGCCAAAGGUUCCUGAUGUACAAUUCGAUUUUGAUGAAGAAGAAGCUAAAGCAGCUCCAAGAAGAAGCAGCAUCAUCGUAACAAGAAAAGCAAGAGACCACCACAAAAAAUCAAGAUUCAACAGCGUCAAUGUUACAAAAGAUGUCAAAGGACAAGAAAAAGUCGGAAGAUUUUCGAUUCACAGAAUAUCAAACGGAAACAAACAUGAUAAAUCAAAUCAACAUAAAAGACUUAACCAGUUAACAGAAGAUUUCAAAGAAGUUUCACAAGAUGUCAAGAAUUUACAGGAAGAACAAGAUGAUAUUCAAAAGAAGAUCUUUGAAAUACAGGAAAUGAUCAGAAAUUAUAAGGCGAAAUAA
Molecule: messenger RNA, 1278 nt
Organism: Trichomonas vaginalis G3
Lineage: Eukaryota; Parabasalia; Trichomonadida; Trichomonadidae
Product: stress-activated protein kinase signaling cascade
Exons: 1
Coding region: 1-1278 (425 amino acids)
Biological process (GO): protein phosphorylation
Molecular function (GO): ATP binding; protein kinase activity
Source: RefSeq, a predicted model, not a curated record